Molecule: messenger RNA, 1152 nt
Organism: Myxozyma melibiosi
Lineage: Eukaryota; Fungi; Ascomycota; Lipomycetes; Lipomycetales; Lipomycetaceae
Exons: 2
Coding region: 94-1065 (323 amino acids)
Source: RefSeq, a predicted model, not a curated record
AGAAGAUGCUACUUCUUCAUACUUCAGCGAUUCGUCAAGGCUCAUAACUGCAACGGACUUUGAGGGCUCUAUUCAUAGCAGCGCUACAUAGACAUGAGGUUUCUAUUCACUAGCGGGCUGAGGUCUGGACUGGCUCGGCAGAUUGAUCUGCCGCUGAUGUCGCGACUAAGUCCACGAAUCAUUGGCACUCAUCAGACAAUAUCAAGAAGCGGCACGUUCAUAACUCCCACACCUGCGACGCACAUUUAUGGCGCAUCAUAUUCAUCCGCAAGAUCAACCACAGAUCUUCCACGCUACUUUAUGCAUCCGGAGAGUCCGCCGGAGCCGUUUGAGGGCACUGAUUCGAAGAUGUCUGAUCUUCCCAGAUAUUUCUCAGAUCCGAGCAAUCCGCCUGAACCAUACUCACGAUCCAAGUCAGCAUCACCGAGCGCGUCUGGCGCACUAUCAGGUAGCAGCUCUUAUUCUUCUGAAUUGAUGUCUUCGUCAAGUUCGGCGCCAUCGAUGUCAACUCGUCAAAGCUCGCUGUCUUCUGCGCCGUCGAACUCUGGAUCAGAUAGCAAUAACAUUUACAAUCUGUUACUGCAAGAGAGGAAGAAAACACUUCUGAUAACCGUUUUAGUCUUUUUGGCAAUCUACAUCGGAACGAUUGCUUUUUUUUGGACGAAGAUGAACAGUUUACAAAUUCAGGCUGGUAGGAUCAUCAAGAAGGAGCGCGAGGGUCAGCAGUUGAAGAUCAAAGAGAAGCUUGCUGCGCUGGAAAAACAAAAGGCGAUACUAGUGGACGAAAGAAACCGGGCAUUGAGCUGGCGCAAUCGUGAUGCGAUGAUUUUGAGCAUACACAUCGCAAUGUUGAGGAAGCAACUCGUCGAACAGGCCGGAAUAGAACCAGCUUCGGCAGACGAGGCUCUGGAGCAAUUUCAAAAGUCAGCAAAGACAAGUCAUAAUUGGAAAUCGUCAGCCGGAUCGGUUACGGGAUAUGUGUUUGAGGAUAACGGUAAGGAGACACAGAGUGGUAUUUGGGGAGAUCUCAUGAAGCUAACGACCACUGUUUACCUGGGAAUCUAGAACUAUCCCCAUAUAGGCCUAAUCUGAAUGAAUACGAAGGCAAGCCGAAGAGGCCGUAAGAAUAAUACCUCUUUGCGACGAUUUCAU